Messenger RNA from Petromyzon marinus (sea lamprey), 6317 nucleotides. It is a transcript of the gene UBN1, whose product is annotated as ubinuclein 1. NCBI's taxonomy places the organism in Eukaryota, Metazoa, Chordata, Hyperoartia, Petromyzontiformes, Petromyzontidae. The record is from RefSeq and is a predicted model, not a curated record. Gene Ontology annotation, biological process: chromatin organization. Gene Ontology annotation, cellular component: nucleus.
CUCCCCCCUUCACCCCCCGCCCCUUCACCCCCACAAUGCACCGCGCGGGGCAGAGCGCACGGGCGCGCGAACCCCGAUUCAAAAUGGCGGAGAGCGCUUAGCGGGCGGCGGUGGCGACCGAGAGACUCUCACUCCCGUCAACAUCAACAACUCUUACAGACGACAACAACAACAACGACAAGAAGAACAAGGUCACGGCUCGCCAACACGCCGCACCGCAAGCCGAGCCAAAGAACAAACGGCAAACAACCGACGGCAACCUCGGCCGACAACCACCACCGCCGCCUGUACCAACACCACGAUCAGCGCCGCUGCCGACUGCAGCAACUGCGGGGGUAGCAGCAGCGGCAGCAGCAGCGGCAGCCGCCCCGAGUAACCGCAACAACAGCACCGGCCUCUACUCCUCCACAGUAUUGGCCUCGGCGUCCUUGUAGUCGGCCUCUCCUGCACUCCAUCGAACAUCGGUCACGUCCCGUAGCAUCUCCGUACCAUCAUCAUCACCAUCAUCAUCGUCGUCGUCGUCGUCCUAACCCUCCUCUCUCCGCCUCCAUUACUCCCCCCACCACCCCCCCCUAUCAAUCAGCAUCAGCCUCGUGUGCGAUCCGGCCGCAUAAGCCAGCCGUAGGUGUCAACGCAAUCCGGCUCCUGCACUGCCGUGAAUCGCCGGUCUUGGCCUCCCCCUACUACUCCUCCUCCUCCACAAAACCUCUCCAACCUCGGCAUUGUCUCGCGUUAGAUUUCCUCAGCAUCAGCCGCAGCUUCAAAAUUCAUCGUCGUCCUCGUCCCUCAUCGUCGCCUUCAUCUUCUUCCUCACCGCGCUUGGGGACCCCCCCCCCCCCACCACCACCACAACCCCCCUCCACCGGCGCCGUCCAAUGGCCGAGCCGCGGAGGGCAACACUGUCCACGCUCUCGGGCCCCUUCGUCGCGGACAAGAAGAGCGAAGGGGACGACGAUGGCAAGGCGAAGGCGGCCAAGGCCACGGCUCAGCGCUUCGUGCUCACGCUGGGCGAGUCGACGGACGAGGCGUGCCCCGAGUUCUAUUACCCCGAACUGCUGCUGAGAGCCGCCUCGGGCAAAACACCAAAGAAAAAUAAUGACGACCCUUUCAAUGAAGAGGAGAGAGAACGGAAGGAAGUUGAAGCCCUGGCCAAAAAGUUUGAAGAGAAAUACUCCACUUCAAAGCAAAAGCUUCGGAGAGACCGAGUCCAGGAUCUGGUCGACAUUGGCUAUGGUUACGAUGAAACGGAUUCCUUCAUUGACAACUCGGAGGCAUACGACGAGUUGGUGCCCGCCUCGCUUACGACCAAGUACGGCGGCUUCUACAUCAACACGGGAACCCUGCAGUUUCGGCCGGCAUCGGAUUCGGAGGACGACAACGCUUCUUCGAACCUGGACAAGCACAAGAAGCCACUAAAGAAAUUUAAGGAAGGAGAGGACAAGAUGAUGAAGAAGCGUAAAAGGAAAGAAGGACCUGAGAAAGAGAAAAUGCCUAAAAAGCUGAAAGUGCUCAAGCAGAUAGGAAUAACACCUCUGAAUUCUGACAAGUCCGAAAAGCAGAAGAAAAAGAAAAGCAAAGGACCCAUUUCGCUGCCGGAGAUGAUUGAGCGGUUCCAGAAGGAGAAGGAGGAGGCGGCAAUGAAGCAGGAAAAGGUGGCGCAGACCGCGACGGCAUCCGGGAACUCUGUAAAUGCUACAAAUGCCAGCGCUCCAGAGGAGCCCGUAAAAGCGCCUGUAAGCAAGCUGGAGCCCCUGCCAAUGCCAGACUGCUCUGCCGACCAGCUGCUGCCCAACCUGUUUGGGCCAGGCUGCGAUCUGGACCUACUUCAGGUGGUGGCCAACGCGGCGCACAACCUGACCAGCCUUGACCUGGACAGUCUCCUGGAGGACUCGCCAAACAGCAGCCUCUCCCAGGAGUCGGAGACUCCUUGCCAGCAGGCCCAGCCCAGUCCCAAGCUGCCAGAUGGGCUGCCUGCUCCACUUGACAUGAAAAUUAAGCAACUGGUAGAGGUUGCCAAAACGUGUGAUAGCGAGGGCAAGCAGAAGCUCUUCAGCCAAGAUGUCAGUCACAUCCUCCUCGACAUUGAAGUUCAGACAAAGGAGCUGAACAGCCAGCUGCGUGGAGGCGUCUACGCUCACGUGGCAUCCCUCCUGGGUUGCAGCAAGGACUCUCUUCUGAGGCGCGCCAAGAAGCUCCAUCAGCAUGAGCAGGAUGGACGUCUCAAGUCGCCGAUGCACAAGCUGCGGGAUGCUGUGGGCGCCGUCAUGCCGGAGCAGACCGUAAAAUACCAGGAGACUUACCAGGCCCACACUCAGGCCAAAAUUAUGAGUGAAGAACGAGAAAGAGAAGAUAAAGAUAAAAAUGCCAGCGAUGAUGACGACGAUGACGAGAAGCCUGGCAAACGUGUGUUUGGUCCAAGAAAGAAAUUUCAGUGGAACACUGAGAUAAGGGAUUUGCUGUGUAAUGUGGUGAAAGUGAAGAUGGCAGGAUAUGACGCGGAGCGGAUUAAGUCACAGUCGGCCGAGGACUACCUGAAGGCCUUCCUAGAGGCCGAGGUGAAGCCGCUGUGGCCCAAGGGCUGGAUGCAGUCCAGAAUGCUAUUUAAGGAGAGUCGGGCAGUCCACGGCCACAUUACAGCAGCACCAAUACAAUAUACAGCAUAUAAAAAAGAAACUAGUACAAGUUGUUCAUUACAAGAAAAUAAAAGACAGGAAGUUUGUUGUAAAACCAAGAUUGAAUCUGCAAAUGUUAAAGAUGCGGCAAAAGAAAGUACAAAGAAGAAAUGCAUUCCUCCUGCAAAACCAAAGCUCAAGCAGGACACGGGGCUGAAGUCCGAGCGGAAGCCUUUAAUUGCGACGGCGGGCCCGGCCUCUGUGCGGCCGGGCACACCCAACGUGCUGCCCGCAAACGCACCUCUGACAGCGCCGCCCGUGCCCGCCAACACCAUGGCUAACCAGCCCGCGCAGCCGAAACCGAUGGUGCCGCAAGCCGCGGCGGCGGUGGCGCUCGGACAGUCGGCGCUGGCCCAGCCCGCUGCGAUCCACUCCAGGCCCUCGAGUUCAUCGCCGUCGUCGGGCGCGUCCGGUGCCGUUCAGACGACCGUGGGAACGAGGACGGUCAUCGCGUCACCAUCCUCCUCGUCGCCCAACUCCUCCGUGCUCGUCUCCGCUUUGCCCAUGCAGGGCAGGGGUCAGCACGUGGCUCCGCCCGUGUACAACAUCGACAACUCUCUGGACGACGAGUUGAUCUUGAACCCGGGAGUCCUCGGCAGCGUGACGGAAACCCUGGCUGCGCUCAACAACGCCGCGUUGAUCGACAAGCUCUGCUUGCCCGGGUUGUUGCUCGGAUCGUCGGACUCGAUUCCAAAAUCCGUCACCAGACAACCCACGUCCGGCCUGGAGAAGAAACCCGUGCAGCAAAACCCUCCUCCCUCGGCUACGGCAAGGUCGAGCCCCGUUCCUGCGGGCCACUACCCUCUCAACCUGUUGGCUGACCAGGCGGCCAAUAGGAAGCAGCUUCCGCAGCAGGGUAAAUCGGCAAGUGGCCACCCGCAAGUGGUCGUUCAGGCUCACAGAAAUGUCAUCUCGGGCGUGACGCAACUGCAGAAGCAGAAAGCGGGGACCACCGUCGUUUCUCAUGCGCAUCAAAAACCCGCCCUGCAGCAGAGCUCGCACCGGCAGUACCAGCAGAACUCGAACCCUUCGGCCAAAGUGGCCAAUCAGCAAUACGUGAUAAAAACCUCGGUCGCGUCCCACAGCAAAGAUUCAUCGCAAAAGCAGCACCAGCCCCACAUGCAGCAGGCCCACAUACAGCAGCACCACAACAUCAAAGUCUCGGACAGGCUGCCAUACAAACAGUCGGACAUAAUAAAAAUACCCAUACAGAGCCACAGUUUGCCUCAGGCCAGCACGUUCCCAUCAAACUCGUUGGGGAAUAACACCAUGGGUAAUAUAAUAGCCGGAGUCAUUGGGCAUUCCGGUGUGUCCGCAAACUCGGCGUCUUCUGGACAAAAAUUCAAGAUGCCCUACUCUCCCUCAACCAAGGCUGCGUCCACAGGUGCUAUGACCUCGUCCCACCCGUCGAACAGUCCCGUGCUCGGCUGCAGCCCAAAGAGGCUGGCAGCGGGCGCUCCGAAGCUCGGGCAGAAUAGCGGUUCGCCCGGCUCUGCAGGUGCUGCUCACGGCCUCGCCAGCACGGGAAAAGUGGCAGCCGCCUCUCACAAGUCUCCGUCCCACCCGCCACCUCCAUCAUCUUCCCCUGCUUCCUCCACGUCGCCCAACCAGAUCGUCUCGGGAAGCUCGCUGCUGGCCACGGGCACGGCGGCGGCAUUGCUGCCUACGACCUCCGUGUUGGGUCCGAAAGCCACCGCUUCGUCAGCCCACAAGCCCGCCCCUGCGUUGUCUCACAAACCGGCGCAGCCCGCCGGCGCCGUGCCGGCGGCAGCUCAGCCAGCUCGGCCCGCGCUCCAUGCGCCCAUACGCAACAUCAUCAUACCCGUCAACUUCACGGACUUCGACAGCGACGCGGCCAUGAGCGGGAGGGACGCCAUCAUAACGGGGCCCGCGCCAGGCACGUUCCACCACGGCCUCCCGCACAGUCUCUAUACAGGCUUGCACUCUAGUCCCCAGCCGCAAGGGUCGCAGCCCCACUCUGCUUUGCCUGCCCGCUUUCCACAGUCUUUCCCAGAUGCAAGUUCGUUACAGAAAGACGCCUCCAACCUUCCGAGAAAAACUCAAUGACAUUUGUGCGAGAGCAAAGCGAAAAUCGGUGUGAAUUAAUACAAGUUUCAUUUUGGGCUGCUGUAUUAAAUGUGUAACCCCUUCAGAAUGUUGCUCCCUUCCCCAACCAUCCCCACCCCCCCCCCCCAUCUUUGGGCAAAUGAAAAACUUGAUGGAAUAUUUAAUGUACUAUUGACGGCUACAAAUAAUGUUUAAAUGAUCAUCAUUAUUUGGUGCUGAUGAAGAAAGCAAUUUUGUUGUCUUCAAAAUAAAUUCAACUAAAUCUUGGGUCACAUCACAUUCUCUUUCACGAGCAGUUAAAAGUGGAUUUUGGUUCCACCUGAAGUGAAAAACCGGUUACCAUCAUGAACAAUGUUUGAGUAAAAACAUUUAGGGAAAGAGAGAGUACAACAUUAUUUACAAACCUUAACUUCCAAUGCAAUCGGGGGCAAAACAUCUUGCGUGGGUCAUUGACAAAAACAACCAAGCAAAAGUAAAAUAAAACAUGAAUGUAUGUCAGCAGUGAAGAUGUGUGUUUUUCUAGGAACUUUGCAUUACAACAUCUUUGUGAGCAGUGUCCUUUGGGUGUAGACAAUUUACUUUGACCAAGCCGGGCCUGAUAAAUUUAAGCUGCCAGCAACAGAGACUUUCUGCGUCUUUUGAAAAAGGCUGCGUACUUUUUACAGAUCUUAAGGGGGAUGUUGCCAUGUGGGUGUAAUUGCUUGCACACCGGACUUGCGGAGGUCGCCACUUUUAUUGUCUCCUGGCGCGGCAGCUCAAGCGAUGGGCAACUUUAUUCAAUCUUCCUCCCCCCCCCCCCCCCCCACAUCUGUCCAUCCAGCAAUAUAAAAUGGGUAAGUCGACCGGCAUGUUGCGUGUGGCGAGGAAAGGUGUGGAUACUCCUACCUCUUCCAAUGUGUACGGUCAAUGUGGAAGAGUAGACCAAAUAAUACCCUCUCGUGGGAGUAUCUUUAGAGCUUCUCCCCGCAGUGGAGGCCCCUUCCGCCAGUGGUGGCGUGAGCAAGAAAUUGCAGGGCUGCACCCACACAUUUUUAUACAUAUUAAGAGAUAUAUUGCCGUGUGUGGCUAUGGGAGAAACAGCCUCAGUAUUGUCUUUCAUGCGCCUGGGCCGAUCUGCACGACUCCAUCUGCUGCUCACAUUGACGUGUUGUAAUGUGGGUGAUGGUCAAAAGACAACCAGUGCCUUUCAUUAAACAAAAAAAAGAAUAACAACGGUAAACGCUUGUCCAAAACUUUAAAGGGGAAACAUGGAAUUUGUUUUUUUCUCAUCUGCUCUGAACAUUUAUAGUAAGGCGUCAUAUUCCCUUACGAUAAUAUUUAAUUGUAACUACAGGCUUUUGGGUCGGCCUUCCAUUGUUGAAAUUCCUACCUUUACUGGAUGUUUGCGUUUAAUUAAUUAACAUGAUGUAAAGUAGGGAAGAUUCAAAAAGGUUAAACCAAGCUCAGGACAUCUCUCAUUUUGUGCAUUUUUCUCAUGCUCGUUUUCUUAUUUCUUGCACCCUUGCUGUAAAACUGCUUUCUGCUUUUUUGAUUAUAGGAAUUGUACAAAAACUGAAAUAAAUGUGAGAUAAUGGUAAA